Messenger RNA from Polychytrium aggregatum, 6362 nucleotides. RefSeq lists its product as uncharacterized. The coding region runs from base 330 to 6155 and encodes 1941 amino acids. Gene Ontology annotation, molecular function: guanyl-nucleotide exchange factor activity. The transcript has 13 exons. The record is from RefSeq and is a predicted model, not a curated record. Lineage: Eukaryota; Fungi; Chytridiomycota; Chytridiomycetes; Polychytriales. Gene Ontology annotation, biological process: regulation of ARF protein signal transduction.
CCUGCCCCCCCCCCCUGGCCAAACCCACGGCCGACUCCUCCAGCCAGCCGCCGCGCCCAUCUUCCGGGGCUAUCGACCCGGAGACCGCCAGCUCAUUCGGCAGCGCAGAGGCGCGAUCAGAGCCCGUUAUAUCGCGGCCAUCUGCCCGCAUCGGCCCGGUUCUCCUCAACCGCAUACCACCCAAUCCGCUCGCGACUGGCAGAUCCUGGUCCCAGUCCAAACUCACCUAGCGAGCAGCAGCCUUGGCGCAGCAUUUAUCUCAAUAGCCAUCAUUCGUCUCUGAGGCGUGCCAGAACAACACUGCCAAGCUUGUCAUAGACCGGUGCAGCAUGGCGUCCGCCAACAGACGCCCAUCGGCCAUUUCCUCGCACACAAGCCCUUCGUUGGGCGGGGCAUCCGCCGACAUCUUCAUCAAGCGGGCCCUCGAGCAAAUUGGCGAGGCCAAAGAGUCUAGGAAGCUUGCACCUCUCAAGGAUGCCAUCAAGGAGGCAACAGCGGCCCUCGAUGCACCUCCGCCUGUGGAUCCGGCCGGAGGAAAAGCCUUCCUCAACACCAUAUUCACUCCCUUCCAGCUUGCAUGUCAGAGCCGACAACCCAACCUCGUUUCGAUUGCGAUUGACUGUCUAGCAAAGCUGUUCUCGUACGACUUUUGGGGCAAGUUCGAGACUGCCUCGCCGGCCAAGGCAUCGGCCGCGGGAUAUGAAUCGGACGACUCAUCGCUGAAGGUAGAGGGCACGCAUUCACGAACAGCCACAGGCACCAAGAGCAGCCGGAACACAAGCGUGGACGAGGAACGAGAAAGUAGCUUUGACGAAUCCAGCAUAGUCAACACUGGUGUCGUCGUGCUUGUCGUCGACACCAUCUGCGAUUGCUUCUCGGCUGGCGACCAAACAGACGAGAAGGUUCAGCUCCAGAUUGUGAAAGCCCUGCUUGCCGCGGUUUCGUCAGUCGAUCCUGCUUCCUGCAUCCACGGGGGCCUGCUUCUGAAGGCCAUCCGAACAACAUACAACAUAUUCUUGAUUUCCAAGUCGUCCAGCACGCAGAUCGUUGCACAGGCGACACUCACGCAGAUGGUCCAGGCCGUCUUUAGCCGAGUGCCCAAGGAAGUCAAGCUGGCGCCACCCAGAAUCCUGAUCCAGCAGCCAUCGACGUUGUCGGCAAUUCGAGAAGAUGAGGUCAUGAACCAGUCUGGCCACGAAGUCAACCAGCCAAGUGGAAUCAGCGACACAGCAUCGCUCACUCGGGGUGCAUCAAGCGUCGACAGUUUCUCAACUAUCGAGGAUAAAGACGCCGCGACGGCCGCAAUCCACUCUCUCGGCAAAGGAUCGUCCAUUCGAACAUCGCAUGACAUUCUUUCGAGCACCGGACGAGAUAAAAAUGCCGAUCGCGACCCGACCGUCGAUGAGUACAUCAAGGAUGCGUACCUGGUAUUCCGGGCGCUCUCCAAGCUCAGCAUGAAGCCCGUACCCACGCCUGAGGGUGCCACGGACCUCAAAUCUCAUGCGAUGCGAUCCAAGCUCCUGGCUCUUCAUCUCGUGUCCACCAUCCUGUCAUCCCAUCUCUAUGUGUUUUUUACGCCAUCGCCCGUGCUCUUCAACGUCAGCAAGUCCAACAGCACGUCGCUGCUUUUCAUCCAUGCCGUCAAGCAAUAUCUGUGCCUCGCGCUCACCAGAAACGCAGUCAACGUUGUGCCACAGGUCUUUGAUGUUGCCAUGGAGAUCUUUGGCAAGGUCCUGGUGGGUCUCAGAUCCGUUCUUAAGCAAGAGCUUUCGGUCAUCGUCACAGAGAUCGUGCUGCCAAUCAUCGAAGCCAAAAAUACGAUCACCUUCCACCAGCGUGUCUCGUUGCUCAAGAAUCUGCAAGCCACGCUUUCCGACCCGGCCUCGGAUGGCGGGCGCGUCCUCGUUGAGAUCUAUCUGAACUACGACUGUGAUGUCGAAGCCGGAAUGCGCGAGAAUCUCUGGGAGAGGACCAUCAACUCACUGUCGCGAGUCAUGACGCUCCACUACUCAAGCGAUGCUUCGGGUCCAUCCCAAGCGGUUUCGCCCACCACCGGGGCGCCGUCCUUGAGCAGCAAGGGCCUCCCUCCUGCCAUGACGACUGCUGGUAUGGCCAGCCUUACCAAAGAGCAGGUCAAGGGCCUGUACUCAGCCACGGGCGACUACAAUGAGCUCAAGCGGCGCGGAUUGGAGCUGCUUGUGCGCGGGAUUCUCAAAUCCCUGGUCCGCUGGUGCGAUGCCGUGCGGAAUACCAAAGAUGAGAUCGCCAGCUCGCCAAAGGGGGUCCGCAAGAGCGAAGACUCGGCCGUUGACAACGACACCGGCAGUCUCGGCCUGGUGUCGGAGGAAGAAGGCAAAAAGUCUGCUCGCCGAGGCAUCGAGGACGACCCGCAUGCAUUCGAGACCUACAAGCACCGCAAGCAAGUGCUGCUCGAGGGCAUUCGUCGCUUCAACUUCAAGCCCAAAAAGGGCAUGCAGUACCUGCUUGACUCGGGGUGUAUUCCUUCGCGUACGCCCAAGGACAUUGGCAACUUCCUGCUGCACACCGAGGGCCUGAACAAGACCAUGAUUGGCGAGUUCCUUGGUGAAGGCGACGAAGAAAACAUUGCCAUCAUGCAUGCCUUUGUCGAUGCUCUGGACUUUACCGGCCUCGGAUUUGUCGAUGCUCUGCGGGCGUUCCUGCAAUGCUUCCGUCUGCCCGGCGAGGCCCAGAAGAUUGACCGAUUUAUGCUCAAGUUUGCGGAGCGGUAUCUCACUGGCAAUCCUGGCAGCUUCAGCUCAGCAGACACGCCGUAUGUCCUUGCCUACUCCGUGAUCAUGCUCAAUACGGACAUGUACAACACCCAGGUCAAGCAAAAAAUGACCAAGGGAGACUUUUUGAAAAACAACCGCGGCAUCGAUGAGGGCAAAGAUCUUCCCCAGGCGUUCCUCGAAGGUGUCUUUGACGAAAUCGCCAAGCAGGAGAUUGUGCUGAAGGAUGAAAAGCCGUCGGGCGGAGCGGCGGCUGCGGCCUCUCCCGAGGACCUUCAGCGGUACCGCAACAACAAGGAGGCAGCCCAGUUUGCUUUGGCGAGUGAAUCGAUGGUUCAAAAGACCGAGGCCUUAUUCAACCAGAUGCUCACCAACGGCACCGGCACGCUGGAAGGCAGCGAGAUCGUCUCCGGCGCAACGUAUAUCACGGCCUCUCAGUACGAGCACGUCAAGGGCAUGUUCCAGAUCAUCUGGACCGCGGUCCUCACGGGGCUCUCGGGUCCGCUGCAAGAGAGCGAGGAUCUCGAAACGAUCAUGCUCGCGCUGGAGGGAUUCAGGUACGCCAUCAAGAUCUCGUGCCUCUUUGAUAUGGAACUGGAGCGCAAGGCCUUCAUCAGCACCCUCAGCAAGUUCAGUCUGCUGGCCAACUAUAACGAGAUAAAGCCCAAGAACCUCGAGGCCAUCAAGUCCCUCAUCGAGAUUGGCAACACCGAGGGCAACCAUCUUCGCGACAGCUGGAGAGAGGUUGUGCUGUGCGUCAGCCUCGUGGAGAAGUUGCAAUCGAAUCAAGCCGGCGCAGACGACCGAUCUACCGGACAGGCUCGUCGGGAAGCUGCUCAAACACGCGGUGGUGCGCGAGGAUUUAUCGAUGAAGCUGCAGCCGAGGCCUCGUCCCAAGGCAUGACCAUCAUGGUCGACAAAAUCUUCACAGCCAGCGUCAAGCUCUCUGGCGGCGCCAUCGUCGAAUUUGUGAGGGCGCUCUGUCAGGUCUCGUGGGAGGAGAUCAGCGCCACUUCAGAUAAGGAGCACCCGAGGAUGUACUGCCUACAGCGACUGGUCGAGAUCAGCUACUACAACAUGAAGCGUAUCCGUGUCGAGUGGAGCAAUAUCUGGGCCAUCCUCGGCGAGCACUUCAACCAAGUCGGCUGCCACGCCAACUCAAAUGUCGGUUUCUUUGCCCUGGACAAGCUGCGCCAGCUUUCGAUGAAGUUCCUUGAGCUCGAGGAGUUGCCCAACUUCAAGUUCCAGAAAGACUUCCUGAAGCCAUUUGACCAUAUCGUGGGCAACAACUCAGACCCAAGCAUCAAAGACAUGGUUCUGGCCUGCCUGCAGCAGAUGGUGCAAGCCAAGGCAAAGAGCCUGAAGAGUGGUUGGAAAACGAUGUUUUCAGCGUUUUCGCGCGCUGGAAAGGAGCCGCAUGACAAAAUCGUCACCCUGGCCUUUGACAUCAUCAAGCACAUAUUCAAGAACCACUUUGAGAGCAUCACGUCGUACGGCACGUUCCCUGAUUUUGUUCAGUGCCUGGUCGAGUUUUGCAAGAACCGCAAGCUGGCCAAGACGAGUCUCCACUCAAUCGAGUUGCUCCGCCAGUCGAUUCCUCGAAUCCAAGAGAUCAUCAAGCAGAGCGCGGAUGUGCGGCGCCCGUCUACCGCCAAGCCCGGCGAUGAGCCAAACACCAACACGCCGCUUGUUGCGCAAAAGCUCAGCAGCGCCGCGCUGCUGAGCGUCAUGUCGGGCGUCCCGGCCAGCAUUUCGGAAGACGAUGUCAACUACAAAUACUGGUUUCCGGUUCUCUUUGGAAUGUACGAGGUCGUAAUGACCUGCGACCUGGAGGUCCGGACGCGAGGUCUGACCUACCUCUUCGAGACCCUCAAGCAGAAUGGCGCCCAGUUCCCCAAGGACUUUUGGGAGGUCAUUGCCAAGGGCGUGCUCUUCCCUAUCUUUGAUGACCUGAAGCUGUCGCGCCAAGAACAUACCAAGUUCGAGAACAAGGACGACAUGUCGGUGUGGCUGUCGACGACCCUCAUCCAGGCUCUGCGCAGCUUCAUUGACCUGUACACUGUCUUCUUCGAUAAGCUGGACUUUUUGAUGGAUGGGGUCCUGGAGCUCCUAACGAUCUGUAUGACACAAGAAAACGAAACCCUGGCACGAAUCGGAUCGACUUGUUUGCACCAACUCAUCGAAAACAAUGUCGAGAAGCUGACCGACGAGAUCUGGGCCAAGAUCUGCAACAUGUUUGUGUACUUGUUUGACGUCACAACACCGCGCGCACUCUUCUUUGAUGUCGGCGGCCCGCCCAUCGAGCCCCCCAAAACCAUCGAGCCGGUUUACAGCGGCGACGAAGUCCCCAGGAAGGCCGAGACUCCAACUACGCCAGCCUACCGACCUCCCCCUCAAAAAAAGGAUUUCCAGCAAAUCAUCGUGAAAUGCGUGCUCCAUCUGCUGGUGAUUCGGACGCUGCAAGAGGUCUUGGUGUCGUCCAACCCACCCGACGCCGUCUACAGAUCGCUAUCGUCGCUGAACCUGUUCACGCUUAUGGACUGCCUCGAACGAAGCUAUAGCUUUGCCCAGAACUUCAACAGCGACAUGGACCUGCGCAUGGCGCUCUACCGCAUGGGGUUCAUGAAGCAGCUGCCCAAUCUGCUAAAACAAGAGACUACUUCCGUCGAGACCUACGUGGCCGUCUUGAUCAAAAUGUAUCUCGACACAAAUCCGGAACGCAUCGCCACCCAGAGCGAGAUCGAGAAGCGCCUGAUUCCUCUCGCCUUUGGCAUCAUUUGCGACUACAACGCCCUUGAUCCCGAAGCCAAGAAGCGCAACGUGCAGGCAUGGCGGCCGGUGGUUGUGACGAUCUUGAACGCCCUCAUUGACUUCAACGACGAGCAAUUCCAGAGGCACAUGAAGGAGUUCUACCCAGAGAUUGUGAAUCUGCUGCUGCAAGAGGUCCCGACUGAGGUUCGGCUGGUGCUCCACUCGUUGCUGAUGAGGGCCGGCCGAACCUUCAGGAUCUUUACAGAGGACCAGCAGGGCCGAAAGGAUUCUUUCCGUGGAUCGCGGUCUGUUAUCGACGACACGGAUGUCGAUCUGAACGAGAACAUGAAGAUCCAGACGCUAGGGUUCGAGAAAGGCGAUAGCGACAACGUCCCGAUCGAAGAAGCGACUGAAUCGGAUGAUCUGCGAAACUUGCAGGGCGAACCCAGCGACGAUGGCCCAAAGGACGAGCAGCAGACAACGGACCUUCCCUUUGAAGCCCAGCUCGAGCUCAUUGAGAAGCGGGCCGGGCCUGACGCGACUACCGACACCACCGAAAGCUUGACUGGUGCCGACACCGUCUUGGAAACCGCCGAGACCCAGCUUGGCCUGACUCUCAAGAAUGUCGAGACCGCAGCACUCGUUGACCUCUGAUCGCCGGUCGCUGCUGCAUGCAUGGGAUGCACUGGCAACAGCGAUGGCUGCUGCUCAAUCUGGGCGCUCCCACAAUGAAACGGGGCACUUUGCUUUUGUUUGAAUGGCAAUACACAUAUCUACCAUCCAUCCUUGGAAGUGAGGCAGGGCCGUUUUAUAGGCGAUCCAAUAAAAAACGGGACACCCAGGUUUUGACCAUUCAUCGAA